AAAGCGUGCAUGGCAGAAUGAAUCAUGGCAGCAUGCCGCAUUGUUUUUAGUUCACCUGACUUGUAUUGAUGAAGCUUUUGUGCUCCUGGUUCCAUAAGCAAGAGAAGUGUCAUAUAGCAAAACAAAUAAGACUGAAAAUAAGCAAUAACUAAAGAAAGAUACUGACAGAGAUACAAAGGGGGGAAAGAAAACUAAAGAAGCAAAAAUGUUGGAGAAAGCGAGGGAAUUCUUUCGUAAGGUGAGGUUGAAAAAGAAAAAUCACAGGCAGGAUGGACAAGAGGAGGAAAUUACUUUUGAGAUAUCUGGGGGUAAUUGUAGAUUGAAAACAAAGCAUGAAGAAUUCAGAGUUGAGGUAAAACUAUGUAAGUCUCUGUAUAGGAUUGAAAAAGUUCCUUUGGACAAUUCUGAAGAGGUAUACAGUGAACAGGAUGAGAAAGAUUAUGCAAAUCAGAUGGACUGCUAUAAGGAUUUACAUGAAACAAAAAGGAGGCAUCAUAAUAAAACAAAUGGCAUUAAUUCUUGUACUGAUAAGUCUUGGGGAAGUGAGGUGGAUUUUUGUAUAAAACCUGCUGGUUCCCAGAUAUGUCAACCAUCAGACAAACUGGUUUCAGAUGAUGAGCUUAAAACUUCAGUUACACCAUGUCAAAAUGAAGAUAAGCAAAAUCUUCAUGAUGUAACACAAACAUGGAAUGAUCUUGAUUUGGACAAAGAUAGCAUUACAUCAGAAAGAAAUAUUUCAGUAGAUGCAGUUUCCCUCUCAAGUUGUUCAGUUGGGUUUGAAAUUUCCAAUGAAAAUGGUGAUUCUGUCACUGAUAAUCUUCUUGAGAGUGAGUCAGUAUUUGUUAAAGAAGUUCAUUCCGGGGGCAAUUUGCCUGAAGAGAGAAGCACUUUAUCUAAAAGACUUUGUUCACAGAGUGGAAGUUGUCGGCAAGCAGGCACAUCACAAUGGGUGAGUGAGAGUCAAGUUAUAACUAGGAACUCAAAUAUGCAGCAAAAUUUAGAUACUUUUGGCAGUCAGAGAGUGGAAGCAAGGUCACAAUCUUAUGAAUUCUUAAACUUGCAAUCCCUGAAAGAACAAGAAAAAAGGAAUGACCUUAAAUGUGAAUCUACAGAAUGUCAGAAAACAAGUAGUCAUACGCAUAAAUGUAUGGAGAAUGUGCCUCAAAUUGAUUUUAAUAUUUGUAGUUCUUCUAGAAAUUGUAGUUUGUCACUUGAGGAUAAUAAUUUAUUAAGCUGUGGAUCACUUUCUGAAGAUCAAAUGCUAAUAACAAAGUUACCUAAGGAGAAUAGUAACCAUCAACUUCCAAAUUCUGAGAAUAUGGUGGCAAGAAUGAAGUCUUCUUCCGAACAAAUAAGCAUAAUUGACCCUGAAGAGAGCUGUCAGCAAUUUACUUUAGAUUUAGUGGAAUUGCAAGAAAAUUCAUUGCCAACUGACAGAGAUGAAAUCCAUAGCUCCUUGGAGAGUUAUCCUCCAACUGUUGUUCAUGCAGAGGAAGCCAAUAGAAUUUCUUUAAAUUUGGACCAUCAAGAGAGUUCAACAUGUGAAAAUCUUGUAAAAUAUAAAAAGCUGGGAGAGUUGGAACUAAAAAAUUUACAAGAAUUUACUGCAGUUUCUGUGGAUAGAGUGUUCAGUGCAAUGGAACAGAAAAUUCUUCUUACUUAUCAAGAUGGAAGUAGAACAGAAAUAUUUGCAAAGUUGAAGCUUAAGAUUGUAAUAAAUACAUUUGUACACAUAGCUGAUGUAUGGACAUGCUUUCUUGGACAGAAUAUUUAUAAUUGUUUUACAAAGGACAUGGAUCCUAAGUGUGGGAAUGGUGAUCCUUGUUUGGAGAAUAGUAGCAUCCCUUUAAUUGAAAGGAACACCACAGCAGGCAUUGAUGUAGAAAUCUGUGAAGAUGUGCAACAAUUCUCUAGGAAAAAUAGCAUUAUAUCAUGUCAACACUGUGGAGGAAAUUUCAUGGAAAUUUUCUGCAAUGAAAUGAAAAUGAAAGCUGCUCUCUCUACCGGUAAUCUUAUAAAUCAUGACUGCUUGACACUGGAAAAUAUGAUAGUUUCUAAGAGCAAAGGUCCUGAGGAUUAUAAAAGCUGGAAUAGCUUAACUUGCUUUGCAGGAUAUUACAAUGUUAUAUAUGUAAAUACUCAGAGGUGUAUAGAGUUUGAGAGAUCAGUGUUUUGCAAUCUGAGAAUGGCUGAUAUUGUGAAGUACUUGGAUUUUGGAGCAGUACUACAGAGAGAGUCACUGGAAAAAUAUCAAGGGCUUCACAAGAGAACCCUCCAAAUUAUUGAUGCAGACGAUCAUAUGGAGAGUAAACUGAAUACAGGAAUGAUGCUUCCAGAAAUAUCUUUAUUGAGUCCUCUAUUGCAAGUCAGGAUUCCAAAUCUAAUGGUUCCAAAUUGUAACACUGAAAACUGGAAAUGCUAUGAGCCAGGAUCAGAAGUGAAAUCAACAAAAGGGGCAGCUAAUUGUAUGCUUACAGAUAUGGCAGAUACAGAUACAUUGUUAAAUGUUGACUGGUGGCUGUCAUUGUUGUAUAAAAGCUAUAUACUUGGUAAAAAGAUGCCUAUCUGUAAUGAUACUUGGGAUCAAUUUGAAAGCAGGGAGGACAUUUUACUUUUCUAUGGACAGAUAAAUUUAAUGCAGGAAUACCCUUGCAAGGAAUCAUGUCUACCAUUAAAACCAUCUACAUGCUGUAGACAACAAAUUAUGAUGUGCAGAAGCAACACUAUUUGUGAAUUAAUGUGCCAGCCACUUCAUUUGAAUGUAAAACAUAUUGUGGGCUCUAAAAAAGAGGAAGAGUCUGAGCAAGACUCUAAAACGGCUUCAAAUGAUGAGUCAGACACUUAUUCGAAAUUUACAGAGACUUUGAGAAGUUUGGGUGAGAAAGAGGUAAAAAAAUUAUUAUCUAUAAUAUUAGGAAAGAAAAUUGAGAAAGUGGACUUUGAAGAGAUCACUUCUGUUCACCAAGAUAGACAACAAAUAAGUAGUGCAACAUUAAAUUGUGAUUCAGGGGAGGACUUACAUAAAAGAGUUUGGCAAAAUAACCAUAUUGAUUGUGUACAAAACAAUGUUCAAUGUGGAAAUCCUGGUUGUGUUCACUAUUCAAAUGGGACCCAGUCACCCACUAAUGAGGACAUUGAAACUAGUUUGCAUAUUCAAGAAAAAGUUCCAACAAAUCCACAUUAUCAAGAGGGAGUUUCACCAAGACCACAUGUUCAAGAAAAUGUUCAAAGGAAUCCGCAUAUUCAAGAGGUUGUUUCACUUAGUCCACAUGUUCAAGGAAAUGUUCAAACUAAUCCACAUAUUCAAGAAGGUGUUUCACGAAGUCCACAUGUUCAAGUGGAAGUUUCACCAAGUUCGCAUGUUCAAGUGGGUGUUUCACCAAGUCAGCUUAUUCAAGAGGAUGGUUCACCAAGUUCACAUGCUGAAGAAAAUAUUCAAUCUAAUCCACAUGUUCAAGGGAGUGUUUCUCCUAGUACACAUGACCAAAAGAAUGUUCCAUUAAACUCAAAUUUUCUAGGAAAUGGCCCAUGUAUUCGGCACAUUCCAGAGGAUAUUCACUCUAGUCCACAUAUUCAAGAAGACAUUGGUGCUCUCAUCAGUAAAUCAACAAGUCAAAAUUCAUCUCGUUCUUCAUCAAUCUUACCUCAAUAUGUUAUAUACCUCAGACUGUCAAAAAAUUCUAGCUCAUUGUCUCAGAAAAGUAGCAAAGAUGUAAGAAUUAGAGCCCCACGCAACCUGAAUGUUGAAGAAAUGAAGAGAAUUAGGAUGGGAACAAUCAAAUUCUUUAAAGAUUAUCAGAAAUCUCAAAAAUGUCACCACCAUUCUUUACCCUCUUCAAAGGAAGUUGAAACCAUGUCCAUUCCAGACUUGCUGUUCCUUGUUCAAUCCAUACCAAAAGGGCUUUCCUUUCUGCACUCUUUUCUGAAAAUCUCCAGAGACCUUCAGAUUGAUUCAUUAAUAGAGGUACGUCCAAUAGAACAACAACAACAAGAGGCAGUCUUGGAUACCUUCUUACAGCAAGUUAUAAAUGGAGAUGAGGAGGCAAUAGAGUCAAGGAUGAGGUUGGAAUGGUUCAGAAUUAUUACUUUUCAAACCUACCCAGCUAAUGUUGGCAUUUCUACCAUAAAACUAGCUAACAAUGGCUUCUACUACACAGGACAUACCAUAGAAACACGAUGCUAUUUCUGUCGCCAGACUUAUAACGAAUGGAGUGCAGAAUCCAAUAUUGAGGCAGUGCACAGACAAAUAUCACCUGAUUGUCCUUUCAUUAAUGGAAGACCAACCAAUAAUGUUCCUAUUCAUGGUUCUAGAAGAAACAACUCACCAGUGCCAAACAGAAACGAGGACGAUCUACAGAGAGUUGCAACUGAGCAUCUACGAAACCUAAACAUUGGGAGUACUGGGGCAUCAUCUAAUACCACGGAUUUACCACAAGACCAGGCAAGGCAGUCACCACAGCCAGCACUUGCUGAGGCAUCAGUUGAUGAUGCAGGUGUGGACCAGGGGACGGAACAGGAGCCAGCCUCCCUGCAAACACCUAGUAAAUCCAAACUCAAGAGAGACAAGAAAAAGAAAAAAAAAGAAGAACAAGCCAGAGCUAAGGCAGCAGCCAGCGCCAGUCAGGGAGCAGUCCAGGAGGUGCCAGGCACUGAAGAGGAGACGGUAUCCUCCCUACAACCUGAGCCUUCUGUUACAUCUAGUUCCUCAUCAGAACCAGGAUCAGCUCCAGGACUAGCAGGAGGGGAGAUUCAGCCCCAGUCCAGACCGUUAGAACCAAGUCCUGUUGGAGGAGCACAGGCUACUAGUGUAACCAUUGCUGUAAAUGUGCCCCCAGCAUCAACCCAAUCCAGACAGUCGAGCCAGACAACCAGUGGUCAAAACACAACAAACACCAGUUCAUCAGCUUCAAGUUCUGCUACCAGACAAGGUGGUGCUAAUCCUCCCGGGCCCCCACAGAGUGGUGCCAACCCUCCUGCCCCCACCUCUGCCGAGAGACUGGCUCAGCUUGACCCAUUGGGGAUUAACUUUGACAAGCCUAAGUACCCGGCCUAUGCUGUGUAUUCCACCAGACUAAGCUCGUUUGAUGGGUGGCCUUCACACAUGGCUCAAACACCAAGGGAAAUGGCAAGAGCUGGAUAUUUCUAUGCAGGAUAUGGGGACUAUGCCAGGUGUUUUUUCUGUGGUGGAGGCCUAAGGAACUGGGACAGGACUGAUGAACCAUGGAUGGAGCAUGCCAGAUGGUUCCCGCGGUGUGCCUUCCUACGGAACAACAAGGGAGAUAAAUAUGUAGCCAGAGUACAGAGAAGGCAUCAGGAACAGGAGGCUGGUCUCCAACCAUCUUCACAACUUCCACCUCCAGUUGAGAGAGAUGAGGAGACUGCAAUAGCCCAGGCCCUGAGGGAGAUGGGAUACACCAACCAGAUUAUACAGAGAUCCAUGAAUAACUGGAGGAGAAACCUCAAACCUGGAAGAAGACACCCUCCACCCAUGACUGCGUCUGCCAUACUAGACAUCAUAGAGAUACUGGAGAGUCAAGAUCAAGAGAACACAGAGAGGCCGGGGGAGACCCCCUUAACAAUACCAGGAAUUGACCCCUCUGCUGGGGAGGUGAACAGAGUGAAUUCUGGGAAUACCGCUGAGAGCAUGACCUCUGUAGGUGCAUCAGCACUAGAGGAAAAUCGGACAGAUGCAAGACUGGAUAAUCAACCAAGAGAAUAUGGAUAUGAUCAAAGAGAAAAACAAGAGAAGCAGGUACUACAGGAGGACUUCCUAGGUCUGACAGAGACUAUAGUGUGUAAGGUGUGUUGUGACAAGGAUGUGGCCGCCGCCUUCCUGCCCUGCGGUCACUUAGUUUGCUGUCUGGACUGUGCCCCUGCCAUGAGGAGGUGCCCCCUCUGUGCAGAACUCAUCAAGGGCACAGUCAAAACUUACUUCGCUUAAUUCAUGACUCUUGGUACAUGCAAGUGUAUAUAUAUGCUCUCAUCAGAUCUCUUCAUCACGAUUAUCCUACUCGAUCAUCUUCCACCUCCCCGUGGUGAGUAGGGGGCAAUGGACAAAAUUACAACUUGGAGGGUCAAACGCCCAGUAAAGUGAAAGAAUUAAUCUUCAAGGCUAAAGGAAAUAUAGGAGGAGUUAUUAAAGAUACAUGUGUCUCUAUGAUGUAGAAUGAAAGUAACUAGCAUUGUGUGUGAAAGAAAUUACAAUCUCUAUCUGGACUUAAAAAUACCUAGACUUUGAUCUACAAAUUUACCAACAUGGACAAAAUGUAGGAAAAACUGAUGAAAUAGAACAAUUGUUUCUAGCAUAAGAUGAUAAGUUAAUAGUUUAGUUGCAAGGAAAGAAUGGCAAUGUAAGAGCCUGAUUGGACAAUGGGUUUUACUGCUAUAGCUUGGUUUAUAGCUAUGCUUUACCAAAUAUGCUAAAUGUCCAUAUUUUAGCUAUGAAAGACUAUGUAUGUUGAAUGUUCAGUUUUGCUCAACUACAGACUAAAUCCCUCAUUUCAAAGAAAUAGCAUAUUUCAAUGUUAUACAUAUUUACACAUGAACAUUGUAAUAUGAUAUUGUCUAAAAACUUAAUAUUUUUAACAAAACUAUAUUUAUCAAAUUUCAAGGCACUUUUACAGAAACCAUGUUAGUCACUUUUUAUGCACUUUUCAGAUAAUUAUAAUAACAAAACUUGAUUUUUGAUUUAAUUGAUCAUAUUAUCAGAACAUAUUUGUCACUUAUAUCAAUUUUAUUUUGAUAACCUAUUCAUGAAAAAAAAAAUUAGAAUUUAUUUCAAUUCACAGAAAAGGAAUAAACAGAUUUAGAUAGGAUUUAUUGAAUAAAAGGAUGUUGUUUAGUUGACCAAAGAAGCAAGGUGAUGGAAUAUGUAAAGUGUAAUUUAUUGUGAGCAAACAGGCAAGCUGACCGAAUAACUUCAAACAAUGAGUCUAGCAAAGAGAAGAUGUACACAUUUCAUUUAUCUCAUGCAGAUUUUAAGAACUAGGUAUGUUAAGGACCUUUUUUGCCCCUUUUAUUGAAUGACAUUCAAAGUAAUCAGCAAUUUUAAUGCCUACUGAGGGACAAAAUUUGGCCAACUAUACCUUUUCUUUUCAAUCAGUAUGGUUUGUUUACACAUUUGAGAAGGCUUUAUGAAUAAUAUGCUGCUUUAUAGUGAACAUCUCAUUUUAUAGUUAUAUAUAUCCAUCAUCCUUUGCAUUGCCAAGCAUUUACUCAUCCUUGCUGCUUUGUACAUAGGAUACUAAUGUUCAUAUUGCUACUAAUCAGUAGGUUAUUUUUUUUUUAAUUUAUUCAUUUGUACUUGUUUAAUUAGCUAUAAUUUCAUUUUGUUGAAUAGUUAAUUGUUGUUUUUGUCCAAUUUGAUAGUUUUUCCCCUAAUAAAUUCGUGAAAAGAUGCUUUUUUCACUGUACAUAUAUGUUUAUAUGCUUGUUAAUACAAAACUAAAAGUUAUAGUAUUCUAAUGAUAUCCCAAUUUUGUGAAUUUAUACAUGUAUAUCAUGAAAUAGAAAAAUUAAACUCACACAAGGGAAGAAGGUAUUUUACAAAUACACAGGAGACCAUCUGACAUAUUCUCUUCUUUACAUGUACACUUUUAUCAACAUGGAAUUGUAGAUGCUUUUUUCACUGUACAUAUAUGUUUAUAUGCUUGUUAAUACAAAAUUAAAAGUUAUAGUAUUCUAAUGAUAUCACAAUUAUGUGAAUUUAUACAUGUAUAUCAUGAAAUAGAAAAAUUAAACUCACACAAGGGAAGAAGGAAUAUUUCAAAUACACAUGAGACCAUCUGACAUAUUCUCUACAUGUACCCUUUUAUCAACAUGGAAUUGUUAUAUUUCAACAGGAAAAAUUAUUUAAAAACUGUAUUUCAUGUGUUGAUGUGUUACUAUUAUAAUGUAAUACAUAGUUACAUGAAUAAUUGAGUGUAAAUUGUUAUAUAAUUAUACAAAUGUACUUAAAUAUCAAUUGUAUAGUUAUUGUGCAAUUAUUAUUUUCAUGACAUGGUUGCAAUUCUUCACAAAUAUGAGUGGAUUGCUUGACAAAAUAAAGAAGUUUGUAUUUAU
Saccostrea cuccullata (small rock oyster) is the source of this 8061-nucleotide messenger RNA. RefSeq lists its product as uncharacterized. Lineage: Eukaryota; Metazoa; Mollusca; Bivalvia; Ostreida; Ostreidae. The record is from RefSeq and is a predicted model, not a curated record. Gene Ontology annotation, biological process: regulation of cell cycle; negative regulation of apoptotic process; positive regulation of protein ubiquitination. Gene Ontology annotation, cellular component: cytoplasm; nucleus. Gene Ontology annotation, molecular function: cysteine-type endopeptidase inhibitor activity involved in apoptotic process; ubiquitin protein ligase activity. The coding region runs from base 206 to 5941 and encodes 1911 amino acids. The transcript is spliced from 11 exons.